ACUUCAUUUCCUAUGCAACCGGAACUCACUCAGUAUCACUAAACUCACUCUCUAACUCGCUUAAAUCUCAGUGACUCACCCACAAUGUCCAGUAGAGACGAGCCCUUGAAUUUCACAUCUUCUUCUUCGCCAAUCACGGUCUCCGAGCAGCUUGACAGCUUGUACGCUGACCCGGGAAGCGCUUCUCUCAUCGGAAGCGCUUCUAAUAGCUUCCAAAAUGAUACCCUUUUGAGUGAAGGGAGUGGUAGUGUUCUUAGUAACAGUUGUGUUGACGCUGAGUUCGGGUUCUCUAGACCCGAGUUCAGGCUGAGUCAACUCGAGGGUACGGUUGAUUUUUAUCAGCGCCACGUGUUCUUGUGUUAUAAGAGCCCCGUUGUGUGGCCGCCGAGGAUCGAAGCUGCUGAGUUCGAUCGGUUGCCGAGGUUGUUGGCGGCUGCUGUUGGUUCUAGAAAGGCUGAUAUGAAGAGACAGACCCGCUUAACAAUAUGUGAGGGUCAUGAUGGAACAGAAACAUCUAAUGGGGAUGUAUUAAUUUUCCCAGACAUGAUCAGAUACAGGAGAUUGACUCAUUUUGAUGUCGACACAUUUGUUGAAGAAGUGCUUGUAAAGAAUGGUGAAUGGCAGCCUGGUACCCCUGAAACACUUAAGGGUUGGUAUGUAUUUGUUUGUUCUCAUGGGUCCCGAGAUCGUCGCUGUGGAGUUUGUGGACCUCCACUAGUUAGUAGAUUCAAAGAAGAAAUAGAAACUCAUGGUCUUCAGGGGAAAGUGUCUGUUAGCCCUUGCUCACACAUUGGGGGGCACAAGUAUGCCGGAAACGUCAUUAUAUUUGGAUCAAAUAUCAAUGCAAAAGUCACUGGACACUGGUAUGGGUAUGUUACCCCAGAUGAUGUGCCUCUAUUACUUGAGCAGCAUAUUGGGAAAGGAGAAAUUGUGGACUUGCUGUGGAGGGGUCAAAUGGGUUUAUCAGAAGAAGAGCAAAAGAAAUCUCAAGAAUUGAGGCUCCAACUAAAUGGUGAAACCAACAUGGAGAACAGCAGUAAAGAAGUGACGCUGCAGGGACAAUUAAAUGGGGAGAAUACUGCAGCUUGUACAUCUCAAGCUGAGUUUACAGGCUGUUGCCAGCAAAAUGGAGACUCUUGUUGUCAGAACCCCGUCCUACCGGAAAAACCAGAUAAUUCGGCUGCUAAUGAGAAGGCAAAAGUGCCAACUGAAAAGAAAACAAGCAGCAAGAAACUACUUUCGCAAAACAGUAGUGGCAAAAGCCCGUCUUCGCGCAAGGUAUGUACAAUGCCAACAUGGUUUGAAAGCUGGGAGCGUGAAGAUACUUACGCAACCCUUGCAGUUGUCUGUGCCGCUGUGUCUGUUUUCGUUGCCUACAGUUGCUACAAACAGUUGGGAUAAAACUAUGGAGCGAAUGUGUGUUCAUUUUAAUGGUAUAAUGGCUCAAAACCGCCUUCUGCUUGUGUUAUCAUCAUAAUGUAAUGCAUCUGCAGGAAGAUCUUUCUGGGAUAUGAGGGAAAAGGGCUUGAAGGAAAGCAUUAGUCAGAUAUGUAAAUUAUUAUUAAGGGUAUUUGAAACUUGAAUUAUUUCUUUGUUCUUUAUGUUUAGUUUCUACCUGUACAUAUAUGGUGGCACCAUAUAUUGUUUUAUGGGAGCUUUUGGUUUGUAAAUCAUUACGAGGAUCACUGCCCGUUUCUAACCUCAAGGAGCCCUUUAUUCAGGCUUCUAUUUUAGUUAUAAGAAUUGUGUUGUGUGUUU
Messenger RNA from Pistacia vera, 1758 nucleotides. RefSeq lists its product as uncharacterized. Bases 85 to 1401 code for a protein of 438 amino acids. The transcript is spliced from 5 exons. NCBI's taxonomy places the organism in Eukaryota, Viridiplantae, Streptophyta, Magnoliopsida, Sapindales, Anacardiaceae. The record is from RefSeq and is a predicted model, not a curated record.